Molecule: messenger RNA, 3960 nt
Organism: Nerophis lumbriciformis (worm pipefish)
Lineage: Eukaryota; Metazoa; Chordata; Actinopteri; Syngnathiformes; Syngnathidae
Source: RefSeq, a predicted model, not a curated record
AUGCUUCCGCUGUGGUUGUCCUGCUUGGCCUUCUUUUCGUAUCUGGCCCUGGCACCCGGUGUAUCAGCCUACGCUACCACGCGGGCGCAGAGUCUCCGGGGUCGCAUUCAGAGGGACCGCCGGAACAUACGGCCCAACAUCAUCCUCAUCAUGACAGACGACCAAGAUGUGGAACUCGGCUCUUUGCAGGUCAUGAACAAAACCCGCAAAAUCAUGGAGGACGGCGGCACCACGUUCACCAACGCCUUCGUCACUACACCCAUGUGCUGCCCGUCCCGCUCCUCCAUGCUGACGGGCAAGUACGUCCAUAACCACAACACCUACACCAACAACGAGAACUGCUCGUCGCCUUCGUGGCAGGCCCAGCACGAGCCGCGCUCCUUCGCCGUCUACCUCAACAACACUGGCUACAGGACAGCCUUCUUCGGCAAAUACCUCAACGAGUACAACGGCAGCUACAUUCCACCCGGGUGGCGCGAGUGGGUCGGCCUGAUCAAAAAUUCCCGCUUCUACAAUUACACCGUCUGUCGCAACGGCUACAAGGAGAAACACGGCGCGAGCUACGCCAAGGACUACUUCACCGAUCUGAUCACAAACGACAGCAUCAACUUCUUCCGCAUGUCUAAAAAGAUUUAUCCGCAUCGACCAGUGAUGAUGGUCAUCAGUCACGCUGCGCCGCACGGCCCGGAAGACUCAGCGCCGCAGUAUGCCGAGCUUUUCCCGAACGCCUCGCAACACAUCACACCCAGCUACAACUACGCCCCCAACAUGGACAAGCACUGGAUCAUGCAGUACACAGGUCCCAUGAAGCCCAUCCACAUGGAGUUCACAAAUUUCCUUCACCGCAAGAGGCUGCAGACCCUCAUGUCCGUGGAUGACUCCGUGCAAAAGGUUUACGAUAUGUUGGAGGAAACGGGCGAGCUGGACAAUACGUACGUUAUUUACACCGCCGACCACGGCUACCAUAUUGGUCAGUUCGGGUUGGUUAAAGGCAAGUCGAUGCCGUACGACUUCGACAUCCGAGUGCCGUUCUUCUUGAGAGGGCCAAACGUAGAACCUGGUGCUGUAAAUCCUCACUUGGUGCUCAAUAUUGACCUGGCACCAACUAUCCUUCACAUUGCCGGGCUGGACACGCCUCCAGACAUGGACGGGAAGUCUAUACUGAAGCUGCUAGAGCAGGAAAGGACCGGAAAUAGAUUCAAACCCAACCGGAAACCCAAAGUCUGGAGGGACACAUUCCUUGUCGAGCGAGGGAAAAUCCUGAGGAAGAAGGACGACUCGGCUAGUACCCAGCACACCAAUAGCCUGCCUAAGUACAUGAAGGUGAAGGAAACAUGCCAACAAGCCGAGUUCCAGACGCCGUGCGAGCAGCCGGGACAGAAGUGGCACUGUGUGGAGGAGAUGACGGGAAAGUGGAGGAUACAGAAGUGCAAGGGCGGAUCCAAGGAGGGUACCCGGAAGAGGGCCCGCAGCUUGAGACCCCGCAGCAGCUACGACACCCAGGAGAGGGGUUGCGAUUGCUCCGACGCACUUUACAAAGCCUCCAGGAUGGAACGGCGGUCGCACCGACAAACAUCUCCUGGCCAGCGUUAUCGUCCCCGUUUUGUCCACACGCGGGCCACCCGAUCCCUCUCUGUGGAAUUCGAGGGCCAGAUCUACGACGUGGAUCUCCAGUCCGAUGACCAAAGCGCCGUACGCCACCGUUCCAUCGCCAAACGGCACUACGAACCCGAGCAAGAGCCAGACUUCGACGCGGACUCCAACGAUGAUUCCGAAGAGAUGCUUGCGGACGACACUAAUGCAGUUGGGUACCCCAAAUCCUUAAAGGUCACCCACAAAUGUUACAUCCUCAUGAACGACUCAGUCCACUGCGAGAGGGAAAUCUACCAAUCGUCCAGAGCGUGGAAAGACCACAAGAGCUACGUAGACCAAGAGAUCGAAGCACUUCAAGACAAAAUCAAAAAUCUAAGGGAAGUUCGAGGACAUCUGAAGAAGACGCGGCCGGAUGAGUGCGACUGUGGCAAGAAAAGUUUUUACAUGAAAGGGGAUAGAAGCAAGGCAGACAGAAUGAAGAACAGGAAUGAUCAUCUACAUCCAUUCAAGGAAGCGGCACAUGAUCUGGACGGAAAGGCCCAGCUGUACAAUGAAAUCCGCCGUCGCAAAAAAGAGCGGAAGGAGAAGAAACGAUUGAGGAAGGGCGACGAUUGCAGUCUGCCGGGCCUCACCUGCUUCACGCACAAUAAUGACCACUGGCAGACUGCCCCCUUCUGGACAUUGGGUGGAUUUUGCGCAUGUACAAGCUCCAACAACAAUACGUAUUGGUGCCUGAGGACCAUCAAUGAGACCCACAACACGCUCUUCUGCGAGUUCUCCACGGGGUUCCUCGAGUAUUUUGAUCUCAACAGUGACCCCUACCAGCUGACCAAUGGCGUGUACGAAGUGGACCGCGACGUGUUGAACUCCCUCCACGGCCAGCUGAUGGAAAUGCGGAGCUGCCAGGGUUACAAGCAGUGCAACCCCAAACCCAAAGGCUCAGAUGCAGCGCACUAUGGGACGGACGACAGGGUUAAAUUGCCCAACCUGACGGACGAGGACGUCAACUGGCAGGGACUGGAAGAUCUGUACAGCAUCAACGAAAGCCUUUACGAUUGGAGGCCCGACUACAGCCCGGGACCAGACGAUUGGGCCAACUUCCGCAAGGAUGUGGACCGCAUCUUCGCACCGCCACCUCUUUUCAACCAAUCCCGCCAGGCCCCGACGCUCGACGACUCCGCCCCAGAUGAGCUGGGCUCUGGGGGUGAAGCCUUUGAAGGGGGCAGUGGCGAAGACAUCUGGUUCGGGGGCCUUCUCCCUGUUGCUGUCCGACCUUACCCUAAUCAGCCAAAACCAGAUCCGGUUGUCAACGAUCUUCCCGAGAGGCGGACCGUCCGACCCCAGGCCAUCUUUUUCGGCUCCCACUUCAUGCCAACGCACUCAUCCGAACCCCUGCAGAUGAAACUGGAUGCUGUCGCCAACGAGCUUUCUGAGCGUCAAACAGACAGACUGCUGGAAGUGAACGGGCAAUCCCAGGGUCUCUUUCCAGGGGGCGUCCUUUCCGAGGGUAUAUUAACCAUCCCAAGCCGAAUGCCAACACGCUCAACUGAACCCUCAGUGCCAAAGAAACCGGUUUCUCUUGUCAACGAUCUUCAUGAGAGUCAGGGAGUUCUACACCAGGUGCCAGAGGGGUCACGCCAAGACAUCUUGUCCAGUCAUAGCAUAAAAACAACACUUCCUACCAUACUUACAUUGAAUAAGAACCUACAUCCUAUUGUAAACAACCUUCUUGAGAUGCAAACAAACCAGCCCCAGGUGCCACAAGGUCGUCCCGAGGUUGUCCCCUUGCCCAGUCCAGUCCCCAGCCUUACGUCAACACCUUCAUCCCAACCAUCUCUGAGGAAGAAACUAGUUCCCAUCACCAACAGUCAAACAAACCAGCUCCAUGUCCCAGAAAAGCAACCCGAGGUUGUCCUCUUGCCAAACCCAGUGCCCAACUGUACGUCAACACCUUUACCUGAACCAUCUCCCAGGAAGAAACCAGUUCCCGUGGCCAACAAUCAUCCUGAGAAGCAGAAAGACUUUCCUCAGGUUGUCCUCUUGCCCCGGGUGCGUCAGAUGGAAGAGCUGGACGGGGACGUGUUCAGCGGUGAAGGCCCAACCGAGCUAGACACGCGACACGAUGCCCUCCUGCGCACUCAUAACAGCCUGGAGCACCAACCGACUCACAUAGAGGGCGCCGCCCCUGGCCCUAUUCAUUACGACGAGGCAGACAUUUUCCAGGACCAAGGCUUCCUUCCCUUGAAUCCCAACGUGAGUCCCACCCACCAACUUGCCCCGCCCAUUCAAAGCUCCGUUGUCCCGCCCCUCGCGUUGGGCUUCGAGGGCAGCGGCUCUCUGCCUCAACCGAAUGAUCCGCAACUCUGA